CAUUAGUGCUUCACUGACCUGCCGACAUUGGGUUGCAUCACUCAGUAGGCACACACUAGCACAGAGGAGGCAACACAGCCAGCAGUUUUUCAUGAACAUAAGAUUGUACAACAAUCGUCUUUGAGAGAUAAUGGCAGGAAGAUGCAUAACCGGAUUGCUGCUACUUUGUUUGACAGUGUUAUCGACCUCCCUUUCUACAUCUACAGAAGUCUGCAGCAACUCCCUCAUACCUGGAGCUAAAGGAGAUCAAGGUGAGCUUGGAGAAGAGGGAGAUCAGGGAAAACUGGGGAAAAGUGGACCUCCAGGACUUCCAGGAGCACCCGGAGAAUUGGGGCUCAAAGGAGAGCUCGGUCCCAUGGGAAAGAUGGGACCAGGUGGAGACAAAGGGGACAAAGGAGACACAGGUUUGGAUGGACCGUCUGGUUUGAAGGGGAAAACAGGCACUACAUGUGACUGUGAAAGGUACAAGAGAAUGAUGGGACGGAUGGAUGUUCAUGUAGGCAAGCUGAGGAAUGCAGUCAAGUUUGUCAAAAAUGUCAUGCUGGGCUUAACAGAAAAUGAAGAGCACUACUACCUGCUGGUGAAGGAGCCCAAAAAUUUCAAGGAGGCCUCGUCCAACUGCAAGCUGCGAGGCGGCACCCUGGCCAUGCCGGACACCAUCAACAGCAACCGCCUCAUGGCAGACUAUGUUGGUCAGGCAGGACUCACAAGAGUUUACAUCGGAGUGCAGGCUCCCAACAGGGACACAGGUGGAACAAACAGCUCACAGAAUGUACUCUCCAGUCCACUCCGGGGGUUUGCAGCUUGGAGUCAGGAUGAGGAGCUCAGUUCUUCUAGCUCCAACUCAAGCUGUGUGGAGCUGCUCAGCACUGGGACAUGGGGGCAUGUGCAGUGUGACACUGCCAUGUUUUUCAUCUGUGAGUUUCCAAAAAGCAGGAGAAGAAGAGGAGGGGGCGCAAGAGAGGACACCUACACAUCAUCUUAAGUCAUUACUCAGACUGUCAUGCAAGUACAGUUAAAUAAAAAUAAAUAAUGUAUCAUGAAUGCUCUCACAUUUUAAAUAUUUCAUUAUUUUUUACAUUAUGUAUAUUCAUUUCCUUCUCCACAUAAUUAAAAGCCCCUGCAGCUGAUGGAUCUGAGUGUGGCCCAAAUGGCCUGAGAUUGAAUUUAAGGAAUUUGGGUUUGGACUGCCAUGUCAAGGACUUGCAUAUUUAAAAAGUUCAAUCACUUUAUGGAUUGGUAGAAUAUCUAAAAAUGAAUUAAAUGUAUUAUAAUUGAAACCAUGCAAGACCUAUUAUAUAAAGACCAAAUGUCACACACGAGCCAAGACUGUCAUUCACUUGGUGUUGAACUUGAGGAAUGAACAAAAAAAAGGAAGGAAUGAACUUUCAUAAUCUUGCACUCUUAUGCUUAGUGAUUUCCUGUUAUUGCAUACAGGAAAUUAAGAGAGUUUUGCUGACUCUUCUGUCAUGUUAUCAUCUUAAACUUGGUUCUCAAAGUUUUUACAGUCGCA
Molecule: messenger RNA, 1513 nt
Organism: Dunckerocampus dactyliophorus (ringed pipefish)
Lineage: Eukaryota; Metazoa; Chordata; Actinopteri; Syngnathiformes; Syngnathidae
Gene: colec10
Product: collectin sub-family member 10 (C-type lectin)
Exons: 7
Coding region: 131-985 (284 amino acids)
Source: RefSeq, a predicted model, not a curated record